AUCAAAGACUUUCUCUCAUCCCCUUAUUAUUUCUUCAAAAGACUUUUCUCAGUAUUACUUCCUCGUUCAACAAAGAGUAGAUCUUUAUUUAUUUAUACGUACCUUAGUAGCUCCAUCUAUAAAUAGCCACCAUGAGAUAAGGAAGAUUAUAAACUAGCCCUUCAAACACAAGCAGCAGAAAUGGAGUCUAGAGUUCAUAUGUCCCUUCUCGUUGUCCUUCUCUUUGCACUUGUCUCAGGAGGCUUGUCAGCUACCUUCACGUUCAAAAACAACUGUGGGUAUACAGUCUGGCCAGGGACAUUAGCGGGAUCUAACAGUGCACAACUUUCUUCAACUGGUUUCGAAUUGGCCUCUGGAGCUUCAAAUUCCAUAGAUGCCUCUUCUGGAUGGUCCGGCAGGUUCUGGGGUCGAACAUAUUGCUCAUCUUCAACUGGAACUUUUAAAUGCGAAACCGCAGACUGUGGCUCCGGCCAAGUUGCAUGCAAUGGAGCAGGAGCGAUCCCACCAGCCUCCUUGGCUGAAUUCACUCUAGGCAGUAGUAGUUCAGACCAGGAAUACUAUGAUAUCAGCCUUGUGGACGGAUUUAACUUGCCACUCUCGGUGACUCCUCAAGGUGGAACUGGUGGCUGCCAAACGGUGGGUUGUUCAAAUAAUAUCAACUCGGUUUGCCCGUCCGAGUUGAGUGUGAAGGGGUCUGAUGGAAGUACGAUUGCUUGCAAAAGUGCCUGCGACGCAUUUGGCAGUGAUCAGUAUUGUUGCACUGGCUCCUAUAAUACGCCUCAGACUUGCCCAGCCACCAACUACUCCAAAAUCUUCAAGGACCAGUGUCCUCAAGCCUACAGUUAUGCAUAUGAUGAUCAGACAAGCACAUUUACAUGCACUGGUGCUAAUUACCUCAUCACCUUCUGCCCUUGAAAUGGAUGAUUUCAUUAAUUAGCUUGGUUCCAGAAAAUAAAUAAAUAAAUAGAUAGUAUAUGAUAGAACCAAGCAUGGACAGCAUUUAGAAUAAGAGAGAGAAGUCUAUUUCCUCCAAUAGAUUGUAAGCUUCCAUUUUAAUGAAUAAAAGAGGGUAUGUCACCACCAUAAAUACGUGAGGAAA
Messenger RNA from Macadamia integrifolia, 1099 nucleotides. Its product is annotated as thaumatin-like protein 1b. Lineage: Eukaryota; Viridiplantae; Streptophyta; Magnoliopsida; Proteales; Proteaceae. The record is from RefSeq and is a predicted model, not a curated record. The coding region runs from base 181 to 915 and encodes 244 amino acids. Gene Ontology annotation, biological process: defense response. The transcript is spliced from 2 exons. Gene Ontology annotation, cellular component: extracellular region.